Molecule: messenger RNA, 2422 nt
Organism: Boleophthalmus pectinirostris (great blue-spotted mudskipper)
Lineage: Eukaryota; Metazoa; Chordata; Actinopteri; Gobiiformes; Gobiidae
Gene: brinp3a.2
Product: bone morphogenetic protein/retinoic acid inducible neural-specific 3a, tandem duplicate 2
Exons: 12
Coding region: 1-2283 (760 amino acids)
Biological process (GO): positive regulation of neuron differentiation; negative regulation of mitotic cell cycle
Source: RefSeq, a predicted model, not a curated record
AUGGCUCUAUGGGGGGUACUCAGUCUCAGCCUCCACUGCUGGGUCUGCCUUGGCUCCUGUAGUAGUAGUAGUGGUGGUGGUGAUGGACCGCCUCUGGACCAACCCGGGGGCCCCUUGGAUUGGCUCCUGUCGGAUAAGGGCCCCUUCCAUCACUCCCCGGAGUAUAUCGACUUUGUGGAUAAGAACCGGCAAGGAUUCUCCACCAGAUACAAGAUUUACCGGGAGUUUGGUCGAUGGAAGGUGAAUAACUUGGCGGUGGAGCGCAGAGACUUCCUGUCCUCUCCUCUGCCCCUCACCCCAGAGUUCAUCAGGAACAUCCGCAUGUUGGGACGAAGACCGACCAUCCACAGCAUCACCGACAACCUGAUCAGGAAGUACGGCACGCACUUCCUCCUGUCCGCCACGCUCGGAGGUAGGAAAUCCCUGUAUUCAUUCGUAGACAGAAAGGAAAGAGGAAAGAAGGGGAGAGUAGAGGAGNNUUCGGGAAACUCGUCGGCGGUUACUUUGGAGACGCUGCACCAGCUGGCCGCCUCCUACUUCAUCGACCGAGAGAGCACACUGCGCAAACUGCACCACAUCCAGAUCGCGUCCACCGCCAUCAAGGUGACAGAGACCCGGACCGGUCCCCUCGGAUGCAGUAACUAUGACAACCUGGACUCAGUCAGCUCUGUCCUGGUCCAGAGUCCCGAGAACAAGGUCCAGCUGCAAGGUCUGCAGAUGAUCCUGCCGGACUACCUGCAGGAGAGCUUCGUCCACGCGGCGCUCAGCUACAUCGCCUGUAACGGAGAGGGGGACUUCAUGUGCAAAGACAACGACUGCUGGUGCCACUGCGAACCACAGUUCCCAGAAUGCAACUGUCCCUACAUGGACAUCCAGGCCAUGGAGGAGAGUCUGCAGAGGAUCACCCAGACCUGGACGCUCAUCUACAAGGAGUUUGAGGAGUCAGAUGAGUUCAAGUCCUUCUUCCAGCGCCUGCCUCAGACCCACUUCCUGAACAUGUCGUCCCUGCAGCAGCUGUGGUCUUCAGACGCUCAGUUCCAGGGCCGCUACGAGCAGCUCCAGAGCUCCAUGAGGCAGCUGUCGAGACGAGCGCACAGGGUCAUCUACAAACUGUUCAGCCUGAGCAAGAGGUGCCACCGGCAGCCCAAAGUGCACCUGCCCCGCCAACGGCCUCAGUCGUACUGGUUGAGCCACCUGCAGUCGCUGCUUUACUGCUCCGAGAACAACCAGCUGGGCACCUUCUCCGAGGAGCUCCGGACCUGCACCUGUAAGGCGGACCACCUGCCCUGUCAGCUGCCCGCCCCCUGCACCAUCGGGGAGGGCUCCGCGUGCGCCUCGUGCGCCCCGGACAACCACACCCGCUGCGGGACGUGUAACCCGGGCUUCGUCCUCACGCCCGGAGGCUGCAGGCCCAUGGUGGUGGACUCCACAGAGAACUACCUGGGCUUCGAGACCGACCUGCAAGACCUGGAGCUGGGGUACCUGCUGCAGAGGGCCGACCGCAGACUGGAGGUCCACGCCAUCUUCAUCAGCAACGACAUGCGCCUCAACAGCUGGUUCGACCCCUCGUGGAGGAAACGGAUGCUCCUCACCCUCAAGAGCAACAAGUACAAGUCCAACAUGGUCCACAUGCUCCUCGGCAUCUCUCUGCAGAUCUGCCUGACCAAAAACAGCACCCUGGAACCCGCCCUCACCCUCUACAUCAACCCCUUCGGAGGCAGCCACUCGGAAAGCUGGUACAUCCCCGUCAACGAGAACGGAUUCCCGGACUGGCAAGCCACGAAACUGGACCUACCUUUCGAAUGCUACAACUGGACUCUGACGCUCGGGAAUAAGUGGAAGACCUUUUUCGAGACCAUCCACAUUUACCUACGGAGCCGGAUUAAAACUCAAGACGCGCAAGGGAACGACACGUACUACGAGCCCAUGGAGGUCACGGAGCCCACGAGGAAUUUGGGGUACAUGAAAAUCAACAGCAUACAGGUGUUCGGCUACAGCAUGAACUUCGACCCGGAGGCGAUUCGCGAUCUGAUCUUGCAGCUCGACUACCCGUACACGCAAGGAUCUCAGGACACGGCCAUGCUUCAGCUUUUGGAGUUACGGGAUCGGAUAAACCGCUUGUCGCCGCCCGGGCAGCAGAGGUUGGACCUGUUCGCGUGUCUUUUGCGGCACAGACUCAAGCUGACUCCGAGCGAGGUGGUGCGCAUCGAGACCUCCUUGCAGGCGUUCGGCUCGCGUUUACCCAAUUCCAUGGAUUACGAAACUACGAAAUUGUGUAGUUAACAGUCGCUUGGGGGAGUUUUUAACAAUGCAAAACACUCGGAUGUAUGAAGCGUGCCUCGAAAAGCGCAUUUUCGAACAAUUGUACAACGCGGACUGUGGCUAAGCUAACCCGGCUAACGAAUGUACCCAACUGUUUUGU